Messenger RNA from Cyprinodon variegatus (sheepshead minnow), 2676 nucleotides. Its product is annotated as guanine nucleotide-binding protein subunit alpha-11-like. Gene Ontology annotation, biological process: phospholipase C-activating dopamine receptor signaling pathway; action potential; adenylate cyclase-modulating G protein-coupled receptor signaling pathway. The transcript has 7 exons. The record is from RefSeq and is a predicted model, not a curated record. Gene Ontology annotation, molecular function: guanyl nucleotide binding; GTPase activator activity; GTPase activity. Bases 111 to 1178 code for a protein of 355 amino acids. Lineage: Eukaryota; Metazoa; Chordata; Actinopteri; Cyprinodontiformes; Cyprinodontidae. Gene Ontology annotation, cellular component: heterotrimeric G-protein complex.
GACUUAGCCUCUUUCUUCUUCAUGUGGCAGUUAUGAAACACAUUAAGUUACUUUUAUUUUACCCGUCAACUCUCCAGCACAGCUUUGGAAGUUGGUAAACACGGUCAACAAUGGAGUGCAAUUGCAACUUGACUCCUGAGGAGAGAGAGGGUCAGAGGAUAUCCAAGGAAAUAGAAAAACAACUCAAAAAGGACAAAGAGAAACAGAAACGGGAUUUGAAACUGCUGCUUUUAGGCCCUGGUGAAAGCGGGAAGAGCACCUUCAUCAAACAGAUGAGGAUCAUACAUGGCAAGGGAUACGACGAAUCGGACAGAAAAGGUUUUAAUAAGCUAGUGUGCCAGAAUAUCAUCACAGCCAUCCAGGCACUGAUUGAAGCCAUGAGUGCACUAAAGAUCGACUAUCUUGAUGACCAAAACAUUGAAUAUGCUGAAAAACUGAUACCUGUGGAUGUAACCAUGGUCCAUACUUUAGCAUCCUGGCAAGUGGAUGCUAUUAAGCGAUUAUGGAGUGACCUUGGAGUACAGAAGUGUUACGACCGGAGGAGGGAGUACCAGCUGUCAGACUCUGCUAAAUACUUUCUAAGUGACAUAAACAGAAUCACAGCCCCAGGGUACAUUCCAACUCUGCAGGAUGUCUUGAGGGCCAGGGUUGCCACCACCGGCAUCAUAGAGUACCCAUUUGAAAUACAAAAAGUUAUCAUCAGGAUGGUGGAUGUGGGUGGCCAGCGUUCACAAAGAAAGAAGUGGAUUCACUGCUUUGAAAAUGUCACCUCCAUCAUAUUCCUGGCAGCACUUAGUGAAUACGAUCAAGUUCUUUUUGAGAGUCAGGAGAUUAAUCGACUGGCUGAAAGUCUUGCCCUGUUCAAGACCAUAAUUUCAUCCAUUUGGUUUAAGAGCACCUCUACCAUCCUCUUUUUGAACAAAACAGAUCUACUUGAGGAGAAAAUCAAAACAUCACACUUGGCAACGCACUUCCCAAAGUUCAAUGGACCUCAGUGUGAUGGUGAAGCAGCAAAGACGUUCAUCCAGCAGAUGUUCACUGAGCUUUACAAAGCGAAGGACAAUCCCCUCUACACACACUUCACUUGUGCUACCGACACUGAAAACAUCCGAUUUGUCUUCAAUUGCGUGAAAGAUAUAAUUUUCUGUAACCAUUUAAAUGCUUAUUCACUUCUGUAGACUAGAAAGAAGACAUGAUGUUUCACAGAUUUUACAGAUAAUUUUAUCAUCCAUAAAGAGAUGUGUUAACCCCUAAAAUUCCUACCCAUUCUAGAAUGCUAUGAGUAUUAAAUUCAAAUGUUAUAUUUAAUCUCCCCCAGGAUUCAAAUGAAUUACAUUUACUCUUCACUACACUUACAAAGUAGAGCUGGGCGCCAACUAAUGACACAGCCUAUCAAGUGGACACCAACUUGGUGUGAUACAUGCUCCAAAAAGUGGAAAAAGAAAAAAAAAAAAAAACAAAAACACAGGACUUUAUUUUCCAAGUUAAAAGCUGAAGUUCCAAGCUUUAUAGAGUAGCCCAACAGUGCCUUGUUGUGGCUUAGAAAACAUGCAAAUUAAACCAAAAGAACAGGUCCACCCCUUAGCAGUGGGGAGUCGUUGAGGUCUUUGUUAGCCUGCAAUACCCAAUACUGGCCUAUUACUCUGAAAAGGGGAGUCUUUAAGGUCAUUGUUGGCCUGCUUGACCAGGCAAGAUGUCUUGGUCCCCUGCAUGGUAAUGAGGAUUGAGAUGAUAGUGGGAAGGAAGCAGCUCUAUCGCUGUGUUGAAGGAGUUGCAGAGCUGAAACCGGAGUCCAGCGCCUCUUUUGGGGGACCCAAAAUUAGCAUGUUUUUUGGGCUACUCUAUAAAGCUUGGAACUCAACAAGAAUCCUGACAUUUUGAAUACAGAAAGCUGGAUGGGAAGUGAAAUAUCUUGAAACUUGGAAAACAAAGUCCAGUGGUUUGUUUUUCAACAAAAACUGGGACUCUUCACCAGCACGGUUUGAUACAUGGUUUCCUGAAAUCACCUUGAUAUUAGAACCCACCACAACUGUUUUUCAUGGCUGAUUUCCAUUGUUUUGGCUCUGGUGACAACUUCCAGACAAUGAGCCCAGUGCUGUCAUUCUGUAGUAUCUGUUGGACUUAGGUUAAAUAGGUUCAAAUUUAGGUUGUAUUUAAGAGUUGUUUACUAUAAGUGUCAUUUAAAGAGUGAUUACUCCAGGCAAAAGAAGUGGGAAUAAGCCCAAAAGCAUAAAUGCCUUCACAUGCCAAGGAAUUUCCUUACACAGAAAACAUCUAAGUUGUCUUCAAAUAAGUGAAAGACUAUUUUCCUUCAACUGCUGCUUAUCAAGAUGCUGGUAUAAACAAGGAUGGAGUUGUUGGUUACUAUAGUUUCAUAAAAAAAAUCUAACAUCCUAGUGAAUACUGUUUCUUUUCAACAAUUUCAAGGAAUGUUUUAGUUAAGGAGAAAUACCAUAUUUUCCUUCUUACAGCUUUCAGAGGUGGUAAAUAAAAUAAAUCACUGCAUGGAGUGUUUUAGAAUGAUAUUUUAUGUUUAUUUUGAACAGUGUUAAUAUUUUCAAUAAAGAAACACCAAACCAAUAAACUUUGUUUUAUGUUCUCACUGGUGUUGAAGAUCACAUUUCAAAUGAUGUAAGCGAGCCGUGUCGAUUUUAAACCACGGCGCAAACUCUCCCU